Messenger RNA from Gymnodraco acuticeps, 5441 nucleotides. Its product is annotated as THAP domain-containing protein 1-like. Bases 350 to 1816 code for a protein of 488 amino acids. NCBI's taxonomy places the organism in Eukaryota, Metazoa, Chordata, Actinopteri, Perciformes, Bathydraconidae. The record is from RefSeq and is a predicted model, not a curated record. Gene Ontology annotation, molecular function: sequence-specific DNA binding. The transcript has 3 exons.
UUUUAGUAAGUAUAACAGUAUCGUACAGUAGCAAUGCAAUCAUGUAACAAAACGGAAUAAGUUAUUUCCGAAUGUAACUCAAUGGAAACAUUUCCUCAAGGGACUGAAACAGAAGUUGUUGUAAUUCCACGGUUUGACCACUACGAAAAUGGGCUUUGGAGUCUGGCGCUCUUCCUGGGGGCUUGGCAAACUUACAUUGGGAUAUAUAAAAACACAUAACUAUUUUAUAAAAAAAGGAAUGUCAGCGAAUAUUUUUUAAUGAAGUAAAUUCAACCCUCAUUACGAACACUAUUACUUUUUCAAAUAAUUAGGUCCUAAAAGUUGAGCAGAGCCAGGCCGAGGGAGGUGGAUGCUAGUGCGCAUGCUUUGUGGGCCCACACCAUGGAUGUAUAAUAAGAACUGGAUACAGCGUGGGAGGCGGGGUCUCGUUCUUUCCUAUGAGAGCUGCUCAUUGGCGCAUGAGGACAAAAUGGCCCAACUUUUUUUUUUCAUCCAACGAUUUACAGACCACUCUUUCCCAAUGUUAGUCAAUGGGGAAAAGUCUUUCUGGGCCCAGGGACAUUACGGACUGAUACGGAAGUUGCAGUACCGCCGUUUGGACACAACGAAUAUUUUCCUCAGAGUCCGGCGCACUUCUUGGGGGCUUGGCCCACAUGUGCGGAAGAUCACCGGAUGUUCCGGUUUCUUUUCCACAUCCUCCCUAGCUGUCGAGCCAUUUUGGCUUCAUGCGCCAUUCAACAACUUUCGUAAAAUUGAACGGAGCACGCCUCCAAACCCUGCUUCGAGUACUCUUCAUACAUCUGUGGACAUAGCAAGAAGUACACAACAGUUGAAAAUGCCCUCUUGUGUUGCCUUCAACUGCAAGAAGCGAACCGCUGAGAAAGGAGCUACGGUUUCUCUUUUCCGAUUUCCUCACCAUGAUAAGGCAAGGAUGCUUAGCUGGGUCCACAACAUAAACCGCAAGAAUUGGAUGCCGUCCCCAGACUCACGCUUAUGCGCUCUACACUUCACCGAGGAAUGUUUUCACCCUUCCUGUGGGAGAAGCCUGCUGAACUCAAAUGCUGUGCCAACUAUUUUUGCCUACCCCGGUGUCAAUACAUCAUUCAAGAAACCUGCAGUUAGUCACACAUCAUCCAAAACACAAGCAGUAAGUAUGCACACAGAGAUAACUGACACUGUCAACUUUGAUCACCCGUACUGCUGCAAGCCUGUGAGUAGUCCUACCCCCCCUGGCGAAGUCGCACCAUCUACAGACGUAACCAAUGUUGUGGAACCAAUGAACUGCAGCACCACUGUGACCACAAAUCAGAACAGUGUUAGUGUCACAGAAGUAUCAGAUGGUCAUGGAUCCACAGCCCCUCUUCCAAACGUGACAGUAGAAGAACAAACGCCAUUUGGGAAUAUCCUUUCGGAAACUGCUAAAUCUCCAGAUGCACAAAUAACAAUUCGAAAAUUACAAAUGAAAGUUCAUAACAUGGGAAGGAAAUUGGUCAUCAGCCGCAAACGUCUGAAAGUUGAAAAACAGAAGAGCAGACGAUUAAAUACGAGGAUUUCUUCUUGUUCUGCCGUGAUCCAAGAGCUAAACCAGAAACUUGGACAAAUGAAAGAAGAGGCGUUGGUAAUGGCUAAAAACAAUUCCAAAUGCAAUCCCAAAAGUAAGCCUAAAAGCAAGCCUAAAGGCAAUCCUCAAAGUGAUCUUCAAAGCGAACCUCGAAGCAAGCCCAAAAGCAAGCCUAAAAGCGAUCCUCAAAGCAAGCCUAAAAGCAAGCCUAAAAGCGAUCCUAAAAGCAAGGUACCAGGAAACAACUUACAUUGAUAUAUCUUUUUGGUAGGCCUUUCUUUUAGGCUGUGAAAUAUGUAAAAUGGCUCCUUUCUCCAUCCAUAGCAGUACACCACUUAGCUUCCUGCUGGUACUCGUUUCUGUGUCUCCAAACUAUGGGCUUGCCAACCACUGUAUGUAAUACACCGUCUAUAAAUAAAUACCUUAAACAAAGCUAUUCAUUUAACCCGGCAACAAAACAAAACCAGGAUCAGAGAAAUUAACUAAAUCAAAAUGUGAUGUGUCCAAGGAUGUUCCCUGUGCCUUUGCCCUGCUUGUUAGCCUGGUUGCUACUAGCUGAAACUGAACCAACUUUAGGGAAAGGUUGGUUGUGAACUAAAAACAGCAAAAGUCAAUCUGUCAAUCUUUUUUUUUAAACUUCAUAAAUUCGACCUCUGCCUAAUCUGCGAGUACAGUUGUAUUGACAUUGUUUCCAAACUAAAACUACAGUAGGCAUGAUGUGGUCGACCUCUUUGUAUAGGCUUAGGAUUUUGCAUUGGCUCUACUUCCUAGCCUGAAAUGGAGGCAAAACUGUUUUUGCGUUUGUGUGUUCUUUGUGCUGCUGUGUCAUUAUUUAUUCGAUAAAGAGGGCCAUAUCAAGUGCUAACUAGAACUGUCCUUAAGGUUGAAGGUAAGGACGGGACAUCGGACCUUGUGGUAUGCAUACCUAGACAGGAUCCAUUCCACAAGGUGCAGAAGACUUUAACAUGGUGGUGCAAAAAAGUAGUUGGUGAUCUCAUGCUUAGGAACAACUAAGUAAAGGGAUAACUUGAGUGCAAAAAUGACUUUGAUUCCACCACAGACUGACCAGAUCGAAGAUUGAACUUUCAACCAGAACAAAAUAUGUAUGGCUUUACUGUUCUGCCAAGCAAAUCAUUUUGUUGACGCUACUCUGCUGUCUGCGCAUAUUUUAUUCGUUAUAUGCAGACAUUUGCUGCAAAAUGUAACACAGCUCCAUUAUAGAAUUUAUGACGUGGAAAUAGAAAUUGCUUUACAUCUUUAGACAUUCAAGACUCAUUGUUAGAAUCAUUCUGUUUGCACAACAUUCUGACCCAACCUCUUAUGCAACAUUUUGGAAUAACAGUUGUUCUGACAUCUCCAAAAUGUAUGUUACUUCUCCAUCAUCCAUUUGUGAAUGUGUUUGAUGAUAAGCUGUAUCUGAUUUAGUCCAAGUCCUCCAUAUCCAAGGUGUUGUGUAAUUAUAGAGUGAGUAAGUAAGAUCCACAAAGAUUCGCCAAAAUUCUGAAUACGUGAUGAUGCUUGCUUUACUGCAGUACAGUUACAAAUUAGUUCCCGGUAGUACAAUUGGGGCUCUAGGCGAACAUCAUCCUGUUGUAGAUUGAAAUUCACAAACCUCGUGAACAACAAAUCUUUGUUGAAAUUGGCAGAAGACUUAGUUAACCUUAGCUGUUUGCAGCAAGUGGGGUGUGGCACCAUAGAGUUGUUCUAUGGUCAUUUCAUGCUCUAUUCAGUCAAAUGAAAAUUGGGCAAAGAUCAGUUAUAACAUUAUCAUGGUGAGUUCAAAUGUGGUCUUAUACAAAUAUUUUGUUUACAGUUUUAAUGAGUGAAAUUCACCAGCUUAAUGCUUCAACCACACACUACUGACACAGCAUAGGAAAACACAUUAAAGCCGGUACAUACUUCCUGCAUCUGCUGCAGUCACAUAAGUGCACAUGGUUCCGCUUCGUAGUACAAUUGAGGGUUUGCGUCCGCAGGGCAUUCAGGCAUAUUGCUUUGUUUUGCUUUGCAUAUUGCUUUGAGUUCAACACUAUUUGGAUCACUUUGAAUGCCUUUUAAGACUAAUUAUGUUCAUGUUGAUUGCAGCCUUAACACAACUUCUCUUUAAUACAAUCACUCCGUUGGUUCACUUCUUAGCAAACAAGCUAGACUGGAGUGUGGAACAAAACAGGAGCAUAAGCUGUUUGUACGCUCAGUCACACAUUCUUGCUGCAAUCGGACGGUCCAGUGCACAAGCCGAAUCACCUAUUUGGUCACAAGGACCUUAGCAUACCCUCAAAGACACGCAGACACGAAAAGUAUGAAUUGGCCUUUACUAUAGCCAAAUGAGUAAUAACUUGUUAUGCUCAUUUGAUGUAACCAGUGGUAAAGCAAAAUCCGCAAACUAGCUUACUAGCACUCUUUCUGCUAGUUAGCUUUUACAAAGGUUAGAGAUUUUACUCCAAUGACAACAUAAAACAGUUCAAUAUAAAUUGUAUUCCCGUUUGAUUUGAUACACUAGUUGCACUAACUAUAGGGCAUUGGGGAUCUUCUAUAGUGCUACAGGAGUCAUGCUUAAAACCUGGAAAUGUGUUAUCAUUAGCUCUCACUCAUCUUAAAGUCAAUGGCAUUGUUGAAUUUGUAAAGAUUGGUGGAUGUUUGAUUAUGUUGCUCAUAUUUCUAACUUCAACUAUACAACUCAUAUUUUGGUAGCAACUGAUAUGUAUGACCACAUCCCCCUGUUUAUGGCCACGUUCUCAACAAAGGACCCAAAGAAAACCGUACUUUCUCUGGAAAAUCAAAUGUACAGUAUUUGUAAUGCUGAGCUUCCAUGUUUGAUAAAUGGAAUGUUUUGGUUCGACAUGUUGAUUUUAUAUCAAGAAUGAAACUAAUGCUGAGGUUUGUUCGGCUGCAAUGUAUAUCUACAUAAAUACCUUUUUGUUAUAAUAAGGAUAUUAUCAUCUAUUUUGUAUGAAUGUUUGAUUCAUUUUUGGUUCAGGUUUUGUUCAGUGGUUUAUAUCAAGUUCGUUACUGUUCUGCAGCUGAGCCCUACUUUCAAAUAUGUAAGAGAAUAACAAAUGUGAAGUAAGCGAUAUAGACUGUAAUUCUAUGAAAGUAAAAAAGAAAGAGAAAUCAAACAGUUUUACAGAAGGGAGUGGGCAGCGGUUCACAACAGUGACACCGUACCCCUGGACAGGUGUCUAAAAUAACUUUAAGCAACCCACAGAUGGCUCUCUUCCUCCUCUGCUCGUCCUGCUUGUGCUGCAUGCCCUCUUCUGCCUCUGGUUGCUCAGGGCGACACAAAGGGAUUUUGGUUUCCCGGACUGCUUCACCACUGAGCCACCUGGAAGGACGCCUCCAGCUCUGAUAACAACAAGUCUGCAACAAGAAAACUCCUGAAACAUGGAGACUUUGAGAAAAGACACUCCUCACUCCUGGAAAAGCUGCCACAACAACCCCUACCUGAGCCUAAAAGGGUCUGAAUUGAUCCAGCGCCGUGCUGAGAGAGACAUGGAGAAUAUCUCUUUGAGCCCCAUGGGAGCUGUCGAGGUCCCUGAGAGAGCCUGCUGCCACUCCCGCCAAACUCCUCUGUCUCUCACAACCGUUCUGUUUUCACCAUUUGAUGGUAGAUGCUAGACAUUUUCCAAACUUACAAAGUGUUAACUAACACGUUUCAGACCAAAAUGUUCAACUUGAAAAAUUCAUAAUUAAUAUUUGAAUUUCUUUACCACAUUUCUUUGGUGCUUUUUUAACUCAACUGCAGAACAGUGCAUUGGCCAAACAAUGAUAUCAGUCAAUUAUUUCACCUGUUUACACAAUCUGAGCUUUCAUUCAUCAUUUUCGUUCUAUUUUGGCAUUGAGUUGUGAAGUUAGAAGUGGAAUAAACCGUUUCAUAUAUAAAUGA